UCGGAUCGCUGGCUUUGCUAACCUCCUGUUGAAGCCCUAGUCUUCCCCUCGUAUAGAGCUCGCAGAUUCACCACCGGACAGUAAAGUCAGAAUGUCCUCCACAGCUCUUCCCAAGCGCGUUGCGCUGCACCGCAACCCCACCACCGACUCCUCGGUGGCCAGCUCCAUCGCCCCUUCCCCGAUGGACAGCCCUCGCCAGUCUCCUUCGACCACCUCCCUGUCCUCGCUGGCCUCCGAGGCGGAGGCUCGCAGCAAGAUGCUGGACACCUAUGGCAAUGAAUUCAAGAUCCCUGAUUUCACCAUCAAGCAGCUCCGUGAUGCCAUCCCCGCCCACUGCUAUGAGCGCAAGGCCUUGACCAGUCUGUCCUAUGUCGCCCGCGACUUGUUCUGCCUGGCCACCGUCUUCUAUGUCUUCCACAACUAUGUGACCCCGGAGAACAUCCCCUCCACGCCCAUCCGUACCGCAUUGUGGGCCCUCUACACCGUCGUGCAGGGUCUGCUCGGAACCGGUGUCUGGGUCCUGGCUCACGAGUGUGGACAUCAGGCUUUCUCCGCGUCUAAGGUUCUGAACGACACCGUUGGGUGGGUCUUGCACUCUGCUCUCCUGGUGCCCUACUUCUCCUGGAAGAUCUCCCACGGAAAGCACCACAAGGCUACUGGCAACCUUGCCCGCGACAUGGUCUUCGUCCCCAAGACCCGCUCGGAGUUUGCUACUCGCGUCGGCCGGGCCGUCCACGAACUGAAUGAGCUGAUGGAGGAGACCCCCAUCCUGACUGCUCUCAACCUGGUUCUCCAGCAGCUGUUCGGAUGGCCCAUGUACCUCCUCACCAACGUCACCGGCCACAACAACCACGAGCGCCAGCCCGAGGGUCGCGGCAAGGGCAAGAAGAACGGCUACUUCGGUGGUGUCAACCACUUCAACCCUUCCAGCCCUCUGUACGAGGCCAAGGACGCCAAGCUCAUUUUCCUGAGUGACCUCGGUCUUGCCAUCACCGGAACCGUUCUGUACCUGGUUGGCUCCAAGUUUGGAUGGAUGAACCUUCUGGUUUGGUACGGCGUUCCCUACCUCUGGGUGAACCACUGGCUCGUUGCCAUCACCUACCUCCAGCACACUGAUCCCACUCUCCCCCACUACCAUCCUGAUGUCUGGAACUUCGUCCGUGGUGCUGGCGCCACCAUCGACCGUGACUUCGGCUUCGUUGGCCGUCACAUCUUCCACGGCAUCAUCGAGACCCACGUUCUCCACCACUAUGUCAGCACAAUCCCCUUCUACAACGCUGAUGAGGCUAGCGAGGCCAUCCAGAAGGUCAUGGGCAACCACUACCGUACCGAGGCCCACACCGGAUGGACUGGUUUCUUCAAGGCCCUCUGGACCAGCUCCCGUAUCUGCCAGUGGGUUGAGCCCACCGAGGGCGCUGAGGGCGAGAGUGCCGGUGUCAUGUUCUACCGUAACACCAACGGUAUCGGUGUCCCCCCCGCCAAGGUUGCCCAAUAGAUCUGUUCUCGGUCGAUACAUAGAACGCGCGUCGGUUUUUUCCCUCGACUCUCCUGAUUAAGGGGGUUGUGUCAUUUCUGUCUUGUUCAAAUUUUUUUCCGUGGUGCUCUCGCAGGAUCGAAUUGGCCACGACAUGAUCAGCACUCGUCAUAGAGCAUCUGCUGCGAGUUGAUCUAUCGGCAUUCGAGCGCUGAAGGCGUAUAUGGAGUGGAAGUGGGAGCAAGCGGGGUCGGGUUAAUUGUGAUUGUUGGAUUGUUGUAAAGAAAACACAAAAGCAAAACACCCAUUCU
This is a messenger RNA of Aspergillus brunneoviolaceus CBS 621.78, 1785 nucleotides long. Its product is annotated as oleate delta-12 desaturase odeA. The record is from RefSeq and is a predicted model, not a curated record. Gene Ontology annotation, molecular function: oxidoreductase activity. Lineage: Eukaryota; Fungi; Ascomycota; Eurotiomycetes; Eurotiales; Aspergillaceae. The transcript is spliced from 2 exons. Gene Ontology annotation, biological process: lipid metabolic process. Bases 92 to 1495 code for a protein of 467 amino acids.